GCCGAAACACACCCAACCAAGAGAGAUCGAGCGGAAGACACAGAAGGCAUCGCUCGCAGCCACCGAGCUCGCGCCCCAGGCUAUCCAUGAGGCAUCUGUCAUAACUGGCCAAGGUCUGUCCAAGGCUUCCUGAUGAAGCACGGAUCGUCUAAAGUACGGAAAGGGAGUGCUAAAGGAACCUUCCUACAAGGUGCAGCGAAGUGUCUUGUUUGGACAUGAUGAUGUAGAAUGGUACAUCUAAGUGCAUCUUCACCGUGAAGAACGUGGAAAGGUUCAUGCCUUGCGACAGGCACUCCGAAGACGCUAGCUUUUCUAGUCUGGUCUCUUCACGUAAUUUAGCGACCACUGGCUUGAUUUUUGUAGUAGGUUUGAUGUUGACGGCUUUGAAGUUGCCAGAAAUGGCAGCCUCGGCCUUCUCGUUCUGCAUGGCUCUGGGUACGAGAACAAAUCCGCCUUCUUUAUCCACCUGUACCAACUUGAGGUACAUAGCACAUAGCGAUAUGAUGAACCCUGUCACCACUGAGAGACAGGCACCUCUGUGCCACAUCGUGUCUUCAAGAACUUAGCAACCGGUUACAGAAGGAUGCUGAUCCCGAUUCUUUUUGCCCAGAUCGCCUGCCGGGCGCACUUCGCCGUGGGAUCAACGGACCCUCCGUUCGAAAGGACUCCUGAAGAGCAUGCGCCGGCUGACCUGGUCAUCAUGCCAUCGCCACGGCUCACCCAAGAAACAACACCCUACGUGCAUCAAGCCUGUCAGCGUAUCAGCUCGGUGACAUCAUCGGAUAGCGACCACUUCAGGCAUAAAUACUGGACGCUCUUGCAAGAUUCCUUCAGUGGGCUUGGUGACACCGGUUACAGAAGGAUGCUGAUCCCGAUUCUUUUUGCCCAGAUCGCCUGCCGGGCGCACUUCGCCGUGGGAUCAACGGACCCUCCGUUCGAAAGGACUCCUGAAGAGCAUGCGCCGGCUGACCUGGUCAUCAUGCCAUCGCCACGGCUCACCCAAGAAACAACGCCCUACGUGCAUCAAGCCUGUCAGCGUAUCAGCUCGGUGACAUCAUCGGAUAGCGACCACUUCGGGCAUAAAUACUGGACGCUCUUGCAAGAUUCCUUCAGUGGGCUUGGUGACACCGGUUACAGAAGGAUGCUGAUCCCGAUUCUUUUUGCCCAGGUUGGUGACAAGUAUCUGACUUCUUCUAUUAGAGAUGAUACAGUCAUAUUGACGGUGUUGCCAAGCCCACAGUGUUUGUUUGGUCUAUUAUGCGACUGUUUGCAUGUGAUCAGGUUAUUGCUACUAACAUCCGGAGACAUAGAGCUAAAUCCUGGUCCUACUUCUGAUUCAGAGUCUGAGACACAGUUAAACAACCAAUUACUUCAGAAAAUUUUGAAAGAGCAAACAAAGACUAAUAAGACUCUGGCUUCGCUGACUAAUAAUCUGAAACAGGUAGAAUCGACAGUCGAGAAUAUUCAAACCAGGAUUACCAAAAUUGAGAAAGAACUGUGCCGAAUUGAGAAAUGUGAGGGAAGGUUGGAGAAAGUGGACGAAGCUUGCAAUAACACGAACAAACUAGUUCUUGAGUUAACCAAGAAGGUAGAUGAUCUCGAAAACAGAAGUCGUCGCAACAAUAUCAUAAUAUAUGGAGUAAAGGAAGAUCCAGAGGAGGACUCAGAAGACUAGAGCGGAAAGUUAACGAAGAAAUUUUUAAAAAGAUUCUAGGUGUUGAAGUAAACUCAAUAGAGCGUAUUCACCGAAUCGGCCUAAAACAUGCACAGCGACAUCGUCUGAUCAUUUUGAGAUUUUUCAACUAUGUAGACAAAACUAAGGUUAUGUCAUCCUGCUUCAAAUUAAAGGACACAAAAGUAGCUAUAUCGGACGAUUUUUCAAAAAACAUUCAGGAUGUUCGUGCAAAAUUAUGGCGUUCAGUGGCUGAAGAAAAGAGCAAUGAUUCUAAGGUUUCCCUUCGUUUCGAUAAGCUCAAAGUUGAUGACAGGCUGUACGUAUGGGAUGCAACGUGCAAUCGCAGAAUAUAGUUGUCCAAAUCAUCUGCGCCUGCCCAACCCGAAACGUCCUAUCGACCCACACGUGCGAACACGCGUAAGCUAGAUAACAAAUGACGGGAAUCCGUCAAGACGCUACGGCUUGUCUCGUUGAACGCACGCAGUGUACUGAAUAAGAUCCAGAGCCUUGAAGAUAUAAUUCUGACCUAUCAACCACACGUCCUAGUGGUAACUGAAACCUGGCUGCAUUCCGAUGUGCAAAAUUCAGAAAUAAUGCCUCCUUCGUACACGCUUAUCCGUAAGGACAGAGGAUCAAGGGGUGGCGGAGUUGCAAUUGCAAUAAAGAAUAACAUUAAAUUCACACGCUUAAAUGGCAUCAAUGAUCAUGAAAGCAUAUGGUGCAAAAUAAAGUUUUUUGGAAAAACUAUAUUACUAGGAGGGGUCUAUCGGCCUCCGAAUGCUCCUCAGGAAUACUUAGAUUCCUUAUAUGAUUAUUCGCUGCAAAAUACAAAUUCGCGUUCCAACAUCCUUAUAAUAGGAGAUUUUAACCUUCCAGGAAUUAACUGGUGCAGCCUUUCUCAUGACGGCAAAGAUUCCAAAAAUUCUGAAUCAUUACUACUAACUGCAUUUACGUUUUCGUUAACCCAGUUGGUUUUGGAUGCUACAAGAAAUUCCAGCUCUGCUGUACUUGACCUUGCGUUUGCAAGUAGCUCGCUUCCAGACUGAUCAGUCUGUGUGAAGGACGGUAUAUCUGAUCAUCAGUUACUUGUUCUUGAGUGUCCUAUUUCGGGCUUGCGAUCGUAUGUUAAACCUUCUGACACAUUUGUAAGAGACUAUACGCAUGCUGAUGAUGACGGAAUUAUUAGUUGUAUGGAAUCUUUAUUCCCUUCCUUUAAUGAGACAAACGACGUUAAUGCGCUGUGGUCAAAGUUUAAAGACAUAGUCAUGCACUGUGAAAGCACCUACGUGCCUUUAAAGAAAAAGCGCAUCAACAGGGAGUACCAGUGGAUGGAUCGUAAUCUGAUACAUCUGAAACGCAAAAUAAAACGCUCUCGAAAACGUGGUGACAGGAAACAACUUGCAAGUCUAGUACGCACUUUCAAAGAUAAAGUGCGCGCUGCAAGAGAUCAGUUCUUUUCUUCCACAUUGACUUCUUUCAUGUCGGAGCAACCAAGGAAAUUCUGGCAAUAUUUAUCUAAAGAUAAAAGCGGCAUCACAGAGAUCAGAACAUCUGGCACAAGCAUUGACGAUCCUUUGACCAUUGCUAAUGAAUUUAACGCCUUUUUUCAAUCGGUGUUUACCAUAAACGCAUCGCACACGCACUUGCAACCUUACACGCUUCGUAAUCCGAUGCCCGAAGUAGAUUUAAGCAAAAAUGGCAUCCUUAGUCUUUUGCGUAAUCUAGACAUAAAAAAGUCAUCAGGUCCGGACUAAAUAUCUAAUGUUUUCCUCAACAGAUACGCAAUCUGGGUAGCAGAGUACUUAUAUGUAAUAUAUAAAACAUCGUUAGAAUCCUGUGUGAUACCAGAUGACUGGCGCCUUGCAAGGAUAGUUCCGAUUCACAAAUCUGGAUCCCCUUUAGAAGUAAAUAAUUACAGACCAGUUUCCUUAACAUCCACAACUUGUAACUGCUAGAACACAUUUUAUUUAAAGCGAUUAUAACACAUUUAGAGAAUAAUCAUUUACUUCAUGCAAAUCAACAUGGAUUUAGGGCUGGUUUAUCCACAAUAACGCAGUUAGCUGAGAUAACGGAUGAUGUUAUGAAUGCGCUGAAUAUGAGGGGUCAAAUCGAUGCAGUGUUUUUGGACUUUUCCAAAGCGUUCAGAUGUAGUUCCGCAUGCCGAUUUAGUAACUAAACUGCUCUCAAUGGGCAUUGAACGCAAUAUCAUCCGUUGGAUAGAAUCUUAUUUGUCCUCAAGAAAACAAUACUUUGCUGUUAAAGACUGCGUUUCUGGUACACUGGAAGUGCACUCAGGGGUGCCACAGGGGUCAGUUCUUGGUCCCUUGUUGUUGUUAGUUUAUAUCAAUGACAUCUAUUUAUCUGUUCAAUCGCCUGUGAAGAUCCGGUUGUUUGCGGACGAUUGUUAUUUAUACUAGUGUAAAUCAUCACUCCGACCAAGACUUAAUGACUCGUUGCACUCAAUUAGUGUACGGUGUGAAACAUGGGGACUGAAGCUAAAUACUUUGAAGACUGCAGCUAUUACAUUUACCAACAAGAAAGAACCCUUAGAUUUUGCUUAUAUUAUUAAUAAUUCUUAUAUACAUAAAACCCAGCGAGUGAAGUAUUUAGUUGUUACCCUCACAAGCAAUUUAAGUUGGGAACCCCAUAUAGAAAACGUUUGCAGCAACGCGCUAAAAAAGCUGGCAUUUUUGAAACGGAAAUUGCGCCGUACUUCAUCGACCGUUAACAGCAUACAAAGCUCUUGUCAGACCAAAAUUAGAAUAUGCUGAUUUGAUCUGGAGCCCUCAUCAAAAAUAUUUAAUCAAGAAAAUAGAAAGAGUGCAAAAUUUAGCUUUGCGGUUUAUAUACUCCACAUACUCUCGUUUUUCUAGCGUGUCCGUUCUUCGCGACAGGGCGAAAUUGAAAAACCUAGCUCAUCGCAGAAUUGUAUCUCGCAUCAAAUUUUUAUAUCAGCUGUACCAUGGUCACUACAAAAUAGCGCGUGAAUGUCAUUUACGUGAGCCCCCCAUGCGCUCUGCUCGUACAAACCACAACGAAACAAUUAAGCAACCAUUUAGUAACCUUAACAUCCAUCAAUAUUCUCUUUUUCCCCAUGCAAUUUCACUAUGGAAUAAAUUACCCGAAGAAGUAGUUAACGCUAAUACAACAGAAUCGUUCGUUCAGCUUUCAAAUAACCUUUUCUUUGACCACUAAAUUGCCUCAAUGAAAGCAGUUUCUUUUGCGUUACUUUUUCAUUGUUAUUUUGUUUACGUAUUGCACUGUUGUAUGUUCAUGUUUAUUUCUGUUACGUAUAGUGUUACAAUGAUGUAUGUACAUGUUUUGUUGCGUUCUUAAUUGCUAAUUGGCAGUUGUAAUUUAGGUUGUUGUAUGUACCCACUCCUGCUUGGGCCCGAAUAGGGCCUGCAGUAUUUGUAAAUAAAAAAAAGAAAACGCUGAAAAAUAUAAUGGAUACUUACAGCAUGCAGCCACAGCAAUUUUACC
This is a messenger RNA of Dermacentor andersoni, 5158 nucleotides long. RefSeq lists its product as uncharacterized. The record is from RefSeq and is a predicted model, not a curated record. NCBI's taxonomy places the organism in Eukaryota, Metazoa, Arthropoda, Arachnida, Ixodida, Ixodidae.